This is a messenger RNA of Choloepus didactylus (southern two-toed sloth), 1240 nucleotides long. RefSeq names its product 26S proteasome regulatory subunit 10B-like. The record is from RefSeq and is a predicted model, not a curated record. Gene Ontology annotation, cellular component: proteasome regulatory particle, base subcomplex; cytosolic proteasome complex. Bases 1 to 1170 code for a protein of 389 amino acids. Gene Ontology annotation, molecular function: ATP binding; ATP hydrolysis activity; proteasome-activating activity. Gene Ontology annotation, biological process: positive regulation of RNA polymerase II transcription preinitiation complex assembly. NCBI's taxonomy places the organism in Eukaryota, Metazoa, Chordata, Mammalia, Pilosa, Megalonychidae. The transcript has a single exon.
AUGGCGGACCCUAGAGAUAAGGCGCUUCAGGACUACCGCAAGAAAUUGCUAGAGCACAAGGAGAUCGACGGCCGCCUCAAGGAGUUAAGGGAACAAUUAAAGGAACUUACCAAGCAGUAUGAAAAGCCUGAAAAUGAUCUGAAGGCCCUACAAAGUGUUGGUCAGAUUGUGGGUGAAGUACUUAAGCAAUUAACUGAAGAAAAAUUUAUUGUUAAAGCUACAAACGGACCAAGAUAUGUUGUGGGUUGUCGUCGACAGCUUGACAAAAGUAAGCUGAAGCCAGGAACAAGAGUUGCUUUGGAUAUGACUACACUAACUAUCAUGAGAUAUUUGCCAAGAGAGGUGGAUCCACUGGUUUACAACAUGUCUCAUGAGGACCCUGGGAAUGUUUCCUAUUCUGAGAUUGGAGGGCUAUCAGAACAGAUCCGGGAAUUAAGAGAGGUAAUAGAACUACCUCUUACAAACCCAGAAUUAUUCCAGCGUGUAGGAAUAAUACCUCCAAAAGGCUGUUUGUUAUAUGGACCACCAGGUACAGGAAAAACGCUCUUGGCACGAGCUGUUGCUAGCCAGCUAGACUGCAAUUUCUUAAAGGUUGUAUCUAGUUCUAUUGUAGACAAGUACAUUGGUGAAAGCGCUCGUUUGAUCAGAGAAAUGUUUAAUUAUGCCAGGGACCAUCAGCCAUGCAUCAUUUUUAUGGAUGAAAUAGAUGCUAUUGGUGGUCGUCGGUUUUCAGAGGGUACUUCAGCUGAUAGAGAGAUUCAGAGAACUUUAAUGGAGUUACUGAAUCAAAUGGAUGGAUUUGAUACUCUGCAUAGAGUUAAAAUGAUCAUGGCUACAAACAGACCAGAUACUCUGGAUCCUGCUUUACUGCGUCCUGGAAGAUUAGAUAGAAAAAUACAUAUUGAUUUACCAAAUGAACAAGCAAGAUUAGAUAUAUUGAAAAUACAUGCAGGUCCCAUUACAAAGCAUGGUGAAAUAGAUUAUGAAGCAAUUGUGAAGCUUUCAGAUGGCUUUAAUGGAGCAGACCUUAGAAAUGUUUGCACUGAAGCAGGUAUGUUUGCAAUUCGUGCUGAUCAUGAUUUUGUAGUACAGGAAGACUUCAUGAAAGCAGUCAGAAAAGUGGCUGAUUCUAAGAAGCUAGAGUCUAAAUUGGACUACAAACCUGUGUAAUUUUACUGUAAGGUUUUUGAUGGCUGCAUGACAGACAUUUGCUUAAUGUAAAAAUAAAGUUAAGGAAAAU